Messenger RNA from Diospyros lotus (date-plum), 1936 nucleotides. RefSeq names its product endoglucanase 17-like. The record is from RefSeq and is a predicted model, not a curated record. Lineage: Eukaryota; Viridiplantae; Streptophyta; Magnoliopsida; Ericales; Ebenaceae. The coding region runs from base 115 to 1635 and encodes 506 amino acids. Gene Ontology annotation, molecular function: hydrolase activity, hydrolyzing O-glycosyl compounds. Gene Ontology annotation, biological process: carbohydrate metabolic process. The transcript is spliced from 8 exons.
UUUCACUUUAUAAAUACAGAGCCAGAGCAAGAGCCAGAAGAACUCUGCGACUUGCAGUUUGGUUUGUUGGUUGGUUUGGGGCUUCCAUUUACACCUCAGUCCCAUCAUAAUUAAAUGGCUUCUUCCUCCGUUUUCUCCUCCGCACUCCUCAUCAUCUUCCUCCUCUUCACCUCUCUUCUCCUCUGCAAUGCAUUCCCCGCCGCCCCCCACCGCCGCCACGUCCGCUUCGCCACCCACAACUACCGAGACGCUCUCACCAAAUCCAUCCUCUUCUACGAAGGCCAGCGCUCCGGGAAGCUCCCGUCCAACCAGAGAAUCAAUUGGAGAAGAGACUCUGGCCUCUCCGAUGGCUCUGCAAUGCAUGUUGAUUUGGUGGGUGGGUACUACGACGCCGGUGACAAUGUCAAGUUCGGUUUCCCCAUGGCCUUCACCACCACAAUGCUCUCAUGGAGCGUGGUUGAGUUCGGCGGGUUGAUGAAAGGAGAGCUCCAGAACGCCAGAGAAGCCAUCCGCUGGGCCACCGAUUACCUUCUCAAAGCCACUGCCCAACCAGACACCAUUUAUGUGCAGGUGGGUGAUGCAACCAAGGAUCAUGCUUGCUGGGAGAGGCCUGAAGACAUGGAUACCCCCAGAAGUGUGUUCAAGAUAGACAGAAACAACCCUGGCUCAGAGGUAGCAGCUGAAACCGCUGCUGCUUUUGCAGCGGCUUCUCUGGUAUUCAGGAGAGUUGACCCCACUUAUGCCAAGCUUCUUCUCAGGAGGGCUAUCAGGGUGUUUGAGUUUGCCGACAAGUACAGAGGCUCCUACAGCAAUUGCUUGAGAAGAGUUGUGUGCCCUUACUACUGCUCUGUCUCUGGUUAUCAGGAUGAGCUGCUGUGGGGAGCUGCUUGGUUGCAUAGGGCCACCAGGAACCCAACUUAUCUCCGCUACAUUCAAGUAAAUGGGCAAACUCUGGGAGCUGAUGAGACUGAUAACACAUUUGGGUGGGACAACAAGCAUGCCGGAGCCAGGAUUCUUCUCUCGAAGGCAUUUCUCGUCCAAAAGGUUCCGUCGCUCCAUGAUUACAAGGGUCAUGCAGAUAACUACAUCUGUUCCCUCAUCCCAGGGGCUCCCUUCUCCAGUGCUCAGUACACCCCAGGUGGGCUUCUGUUCAAGAUGAACGACAGUAAUUCCCAGUAUGUGACCUCCACUUCAUUCCUCCUCUUAACCUAUGCGAAAUACUUAUCAUCAGCCCACAAGGUUGUCAACUGUGCUGGAUCAGUGGUCACCCCCAGUAGGCUCCGAGUCAUUGCCAAGAAACAGGUGGACUACUUGCUGGGAGACAACCCGUUGAAGAUGUCAUUCAUGGUGGGGUACGGUCCCCGGUACCCCCAGAGGAUCCACCACAGAGGAUCAUCUCUGCCGUCCAUCUCGGCCCACCCGGCUAAGAUCCAAUGCAAGUCCGGGUUCAGCGUGAUGAAAUCCCCGUCCCCGAACCCGAACAUCCUGGUGGGGGCCGUGGUGGGUGGGGCAGAUCAACGAGACUCCUUCCCAGAUCAACGGUCGGAUUACGAGCAGUCAGAGCCCGCGACGUACAUUAACGCACCCCUUGUGGGAGCACUGGCUUAUCUUGCUCACUCAUUUGGGCAGCUAUAAGAGCUAGUCUUAACUUAUUAGGCGCCAGCAGCAGCACUUUUUUUAUUUUAAUUUUUUAAUGAUUUCGUUUUAUCAUUACUUUCUAGAGAGAGAGGGUUCAAAUCAAAUGUGAUAAUGAAUUGGGUCUCUCGGCGGUGUGGUGUUGCACUCGAGACGAGUGGGGGCUUGAGCCUCAAACCUUGUGUGGGGGGACGUAGUUUAAAUCAAGGUGUAAACGGGCUUGCCGUGCUCCAAACGGCGUUACAAAUGUUAAAGCUUUUUCGUGUUUGGCGUUACAUACUUUAUAAUAGGCUGCUUUGUU